UGUUAGCAUUAAAUUCUAAUUUAGAAGCGUUAUAAAAUGCCGUUACAUGUUAUAAAAUGUCAGUACUGAUUCAUGUCCAACAAAUGAAUUACUAGACGACUAACUGAUGGCGCAGAUACAUGCAAUAAAAUGGCUUGUAGCCCUGUUGGCUGUGCAGUUUGUGACUACCGAACCACCAACUAUAACCCAGACGGAUCAUGGAGUUACCUUAACUAUGAAAUAUGUUAAUCAACCUGUUAUGGAAUUAAGGAAUCCCCUUAAAAAGCCCAAAGAAAAAGAUACAAGUGAAGAGCCUGGGAAAGAUGUGCCCUCGGUGGAACUAGAAACCAACCCACAAUCCUCCGAAGAAGCUAAAACAGAACCAGAACCAGAUCCAGAAUUAGAAACUAAAACAGAACCCGAACCAGAUCCAGAAUUAGAAGCUAACACUGAACCAGAACAAGUUCGAGUCUUAGACCCUCAUUUGAAGCCCAAAAACGAAAACAAAUACAGAAAUUCAGGUUCGAACUUAGAAAACCUACUACUUGAAUUGGGACGAUUAUACAACCCAUCAAGCUUUUCGGCCUAUAACAACAUAUCGACAACGGAUGGGAGCAGACACUCACAUCGAAAUGUAACGACACAUUAUAACAUAUAGUCUAAGAUAUUGAAAUUUAAAAAUAUAUAUGUUUUCAUACGACCAAAAGCAUUAUAUUUCUAUUUUCAGAGCCACGUUGGCUCUGAAUGUCAAAUAAUGUAUUAUAAAAUAUUUGACUUAAUUGGAGAUUCACAACACAGACAUGAAGUAACCUCAAACUAUGGCUAAAUUCAUCUUAUUUCA
Molecule: messenger RNA, 820 nt
Organism: Zeugodacus cucurbitae (melon fly)
Lineage: Eukaryota; Metazoa; Arthropoda; Insecta; Diptera; Tephritidae
Product: protein TsetseEP
Exons: 2
Coding region: 107-637 (176 amino acids)
Source: RefSeq, a predicted model, not a curated record